CCGGAAGUAGAAGGAGGCAGGAAGUGGGGAUUGUGGAGCUGCUAUUGAUGCGAAUUUGGGCAGGUAAUAUUCCUGGGAGAUGGAACCCCAAGGCUAUGUGCGAGGUGCUCCCAUCCAUGCUACCAAAGAUGGCAUAAGCAAGCCCACCAUCCCUCAGAAGAACGCCUAUGCCAGGCUUGUGCAGAAGCACCACAGUGGGCGGUUCCGGUCCUACUUGAACCACAUCGCUCAGAAGCUGCAGCUGGAAGAGACGAGUGCCCUCAAUGACUCGAGUUCGGAUGUGGAGCUGUCCUUGAAAAGAGGCCUCGUGAGAGAGGCUCUGUCGAAAAAUGGGGUGAAAGCGCUCGGCGGUUCGCCGGUCAAAACCCUGCAGCCAGGCCAGCUGGAGCUGGGAAGAUUUGAACGACUGCACGACAGUAAAGAGGAAGGUUCCGUCAAGCGGCAGCAUCACCAAAGAGAUCCCAGUGCUGGCAAAAGCGGUGACGAUGAGGUAGUGGAAGAAGAGGAUGGCAUCUCUCCUAAUCAGCAUGGAGAUACAGCUGUCUUCUUAAGGAGCAAGCAGGUAUUGCCCAGACUGGGCGGCUUUCAGCAGAAAACCUCCAGCUCCGGAGAGAGGGACAGAGAGGAGCUGUGGGGGGGCAAAGGCAGCAGCGACGCUCCUGCCACCUUGGACAGAGCAGACGGCUGUGCCUCCGCCGGACACUUCAGCAUGGACUUGCCCACAAUGAAUGCCAGGAAGGGCGGACUCUUUUCUCCUACCCAAGUGCAUGGUACAGACAAGCGCAUCGUGGUGAGGACCAGGAACAACUCCGAAUCUGCCAGAGCGCCCCCAAGCGUGGACAGGAGGCGACAACUCUCCGAAUCCCAGGCGGACACCAUGAGUGGCUCUGACAGCCGAAUGAACCUCCGACAACUGGGAACUCCCAGAGGAGGUUCCCACACCGCGUGCUCCACCCCUGGUGAGAGGAAGAAUCGGGGUCAGCUGACUCGGGGGCGAAAGAAAAUAUUUGAAGCCUACAUGUCAAGGGAGGACGUCUCAGCAGGUCUGAAAAGGAAAACACUUAUCCAGGGACCCCUGAGAAUCAACCCCAAGAAAUACCACGAGGCCUUCAUUCCAUCUCCAGACGGCACCCGGGACAUCUUCAUCGACGGAGUCGUUGCCCGCAACAGAGCGCUGAACGGUGACAUUGUGGUGGUGAAGCUGCUUCCGAAAGACCAGUGGAAGGUAAACAAGCCAGAUGGUUGUGAGAGUGAAGUGGAAGCUACUGAAGGAUCGGAUGCCACUGGGAAACCUCCAGCUCCCUGCAGGCUUCCUGAGCCAGGGAAAGGGGAUGCUGACAGCCCGGAUGUGGUAAUAGAGGCUCAGUUUGAGGACCACACUGCUGCAAGACCGCAAGGGAGCUCCAGAGAGAUCCGGGACCUUAAGCAGCUGUCCCUGGGGGCUGGCGAAAAGGGGAGCAAUCUGGAGGCUUGCGGUGGCCGCCAUGCGAAGCAGGACGAUUCCUCCAAGGCAACCGACCCAGAUCAGUACCUUCAGAAGACUGCCAAGGUUGUCUUCAUCUUGGAGAAGAAGCAUUCCAGGGCAGCGACGGGCUUCAUCCGCCUCUUGACUGACCGCAACAGCGAACUGUUCAAGAAGUGUGCCAUGUUCUCGCCCGUGGACCACAGAGUGCCUCGCGCACACGUGGCCUUGAGCGACUGCCCGCCAGAUUUCGCCGCCAGGCCCGAGGACUACGCCAACAUCCUCUUCAUCUGCCGUAUCGUGGACUGGAGGGAAGACAGCAAUUUUGCUUUCGGGCAAUUGGCCCAAAGUCUCGGGCAGGCUGGCGAAAUUGAGCCGGAAACUGAAGGCAUCCUGGCGGAAUACGGCGUGGAUUGCUCAGAUUUCUCACCUGAAGUCCUGCAGUGCCUGCCUCAGCACCUCCCCUGGAUUAUCCCCCCAGAAGAAUUUGCCAAGAGAAGAGAUUUAAGGGAAGAAUGCAUCUUCACCAUUGAUCCAUCGACCGCCAAGGACCUUGACGAUGCUUUAUCUUGCAAGGAGCUUCCAGAUGGUAACUUUGAAGUGGGCGUUCACAUUGCAGAUGUGAGUUUUUUUGUGCGGGAAGGAACUGCGUUGGACAAAGUAGCAAGCACGAGAGCCACGAGUGUCUACCUUGUGCAGAAGGUGAUUCCCAUGCUUCCCAAACUGCUCUGCGAGGAGCUGUGCAGUCUCAAUCCCAUGACAGACAGGCUCACUUUCUCCGUCAUAUGGAAGCUAACUCCAGAAGGCAAGAUCCUGGACGAAUGGUUUGGGCGGACCGUGAUCUGUUCCUGCGCGAAGCUCAGCUACGACCAUGCCCAAAGUAUGAUUGAGAACCCCGCGAAAGUGUUCGCAGCGGCGGAGCUGCCUCCGGUCUCCUCCCGACACGCGGUAGAUGACGUCUGCCGGGCAGUCCUCAACCUCCACCGGAUUGCCAAGCAGUUGCGCCAGCAGCGCUUUUCGGACGGCGCGCUGCGCUUGGAUCAGCUGAAACUCUCGUUUACUUUGGACAAGGCCAGCGGGAUGCCUCAAGGCUGCUACGUCUAUCAGUACCGGGACAGCAACAAGUUGGUGGAAGAGUUUAUGCUGCUGGCAAACAUGGCCGUUGCCCAUCAGAUCUACCGCUCCUUCCCGACGAAAGCUCUGCUGCGCCGGCAUCCGCCCCCCCAAACCAAGAUGUUAAAUGACCUCAUGGAGUUUUGCAGCCAGAUGGGCUUGGACAUCGACUGCAGCAACGCCGGGGCUUUGCAUAAAAGCCUGUGUGAAACCUUUGGAGCUGACAAAUACGCUGAAGCCAGGAAGGAGGUGCUGACCAACAUGUUCUCCCGGCCCAUGCAGAUGGCUGUGUAUUUCUGCACCGGCGUGCUGGAAGACGAGGUGCUCUUCCGCCACUACGCCCUGAACGUGCCCCUCUACACCCACUUCACGUCGCCCAUCCGCCGCUUCCCUGACAUCGUGGUACAUCGGCUGCUCUCUGCUUCUCUGGGCUCCGGCUCUGCCCCGUGGAUGAAAGAGGCUGAUAUCCAGAAGCAAGCGGAACACUGCAAUGACCAGAAAAUGGCUUCCAAACGGGUGCAGGAGCUCAGCGCCGACCUCUUCUUCGCUGUUUUCGUCAAGGAGUGUGGCCCCCUGGAGUCAGAAGCCAUGGUGAUGGGCGUCCUCAACGAAGCCUUUGACGUCCUGGUGCUGAGGUUCGGCGUCCAGAAACGCAUCUACUGCAACGCUCUGCCGCUGGUGGGAUUCCAGUUCCAGAAGGUGGGCAAGAAGCCGCAGCUGACCCUGAUGUGGGCACCUGAGAGCCAGGAGCGGGAGGCUGAGCAACAGGUCAUCAGCAUUUUCAGCUUGGUGGAGGUCGUCUUGCGGUCCGACAACGUCCCCUUGAAGUACAGCGCGAUGCUGAAGAGGCCUGGCGGAGGGGAGUGACCUCGUGGGCUUCCGGAGGCAGACCCCAGCCGAAGCUUAGGGGUUCCUACUCCUGCUGCACCCUGCAAGGAUUCUGUUCUCCAAACAAACAGACCAAAGUCAGGCUGUGGGCCUUUCGUCGUCGUCGUUUUUACGGAUGGAGUUUUGUUUUAUCUCUGCAUUUUAACCCAAGCCGGUGGGCAGCUCUGAGCCCGUUCCCAACGGAUGGGAACGGAAAUCUCAGGAACACGAACUGUUUUAGAAUCUCCCUUUUUAGACCCUUUCUUUCCUUAAACGCUGUGUGUGUCCCCUGUCCCUCACCCAGCCGACGUGUUUCCCUGUGCUUGAGGCCGCCUUCACCAGCUUGGGGCCCUCCAGAUGUGUGGAACGGCAACACCCAUCAUCCCCAGCCGGCAUGGGCGCUGCAGCCCAACAUCUGGAGGACACCGCGUUGGAGAAGGCUGGCCUAAACCGCCCCUUGCUUCGUGUUCCUGCUAGCCACCAGCCAGCUGCCUGCCGAGGCCCUUCUGUUUGGGCUGCCCUCCAUCGCAUAAUAAA
Elgaria multicarinata webbii is the source of this 3979-nucleotide messenger RNA. RefSeq names its product DIS3 like 3'-5' exoribonuclease 2 (gene DIS3L2). Gene Ontology annotation, molecular function: RNA binding; 3'-5'-RNA exonuclease activity. Gene Ontology annotation, cellular component: P-body. The transcript has 22 exons. The coding region runs from base 80 to 3442 and encodes 1120 amino acids. Gene Ontology annotation, biological process: miRNA catabolic process. NCBI's taxonomy places the organism in Eukaryota, Metazoa, Chordata, Lepidosauria, Squamata, Anguidae. The record is from RefSeq and is a predicted model, not a curated record.